This is a messenger RNA of Morus notabilis, 543 nucleotides long. RefSeq names its product phytosulfokines 2. The transcript is spliced from 3 exons. Gene Ontology annotation, cellular component: extracellular region. Gene Ontology annotation, biological process: cell population proliferation. Bases 89 to 376 code for a protein of 95 amino acids. NCBI's taxonomy places the organism in Eukaryota, Viridiplantae, Streptophyta, Magnoliopsida, Rosales, Moraceae. The record is from RefSeq and is a predicted model, not a curated record. Gene Ontology annotation, molecular function: growth factor activity.
ACUCUCCUCUUCCUCCUCCUCAUAGUACUCAUAUCUCUCCCUUAGUCUUCUUCUUGGUCCUUCACAAAACAUUAUAAUUAACACAAAGAUGAAACGGAAUUCUCACGCGUUUUUCAUCUUUUUGCUCUUUGCUUUCCUUGUUUGCCACUCACAAGCUCGCUUCCUUGCUGCGGAACAAGUUGAAGAAAAGAAGAGUCAUGACGAGAUUAACAUACAACGUGAAGGUUCAUUUAUAGGGAUAAUAAGAGAGCAUGAUCUUUUAGACCUUAUGGGAUCUGCAGAUGGAUGCAUUGCGGAAGACGAAGAAUGUCUCAAGAGAAGGAUGAUUGCAGAGGCCCACUUGGAUUACAUUUACACCCAACACCAUAAGCCUUAGAUAUAUUAUUAUUAUGUUAUAUUAUAUACUUUAUAUAUUCCUCAAGCAUAUUAAUUAUGUGUGGACUUCGUUUCUAGCUAACUAAGAUAUGUUAGUUGUGCGUGUGCCAGGAUUUCAAGCAAGAAAGCUCUUCUUAAAUAUGUUAGGAAGAAACCAAUAUCAGAAAA